CAGUUCCCCAACUUUUAAAUGUAGGAACUCCAAUGUAAAGACUUUACCAUCUCCUUAUUAAGCUUGAGUCACACAUGACGGGGUAAUGAGCAUGAAAUCUCUGGUCAGAGCGGCAACUUUGGAAGGAAAGUGAAAUUAAUUUCCUCGCAAAAUUGGGCUGCUUCUUGAUCACUGAUCGGGGAACAGCGCAAUGAGGAUAGGGUCUUUUUGGUAUAACAGCCGAUGUGUAUGCGUGUGUGUUUAAGUGAGGACGGAGCAAUAACUGUAUCCUCAGUCAAAAGUCAGUGCUGCUCUGCUGAUGCUGCUCCGCAUACCGACGCAGCUCAACCUCCGGACAGGAACCAAACAUCAGAUCAUAACGUGGUGUGAAGGUUAUUGAUCUCAUCGGACAGAUCCCAAUCGCCAUGGAGCUGCAACUGUUCGCCACGGCCUGUCUCCUCUUUGGCAGGAUAAUGAUAACGCAUCAAACUCACAUGAACUCAUUGACUACGUUUCUGUUCACUCCACGUGGGCCUCAGAUGUUUCCGUGUCUAACUUACCUGGAGCGAAACGUCAGGGUGGACUGUGAGUUUCCGCCCACUUACCAGGUCCCCGGCCCCUACUGUGAGUAUCGGCAGGACAGCCGGCUGGUGGGCAGCACCUAUCCCAAUGCCGUCGCCUAUGUGUCUACAGAGGACCGCAGGAGGAGCAACGUCAGCCUGGUCACUCCCAAUCUGUGCCGCCUCACCUGGGCCCCGCUGGCUGAUGAGAGGCCUUUCACCUACACCUGCAGGGUUUACCAGGGCGACAGAUGGAAGGAGAACAGCAUGGCCGUCCAUCACAGGAUUCUUCCAAUCUGCUCUGCAAUCAGUGUAAUGUUCAAAUCAGCGCCAUGGCUUUUGUCACUGGUGAUGUCACUUCCUGUGGCUAUGGGUCUUCUGUUUCCAUGAACUCUCACUUUCACAGGGUAACAACUCAAUAGACCUUUCUCACAUGAUUUGUGACUCACUCUGGUUUGGUGGUUGGUGGUUGACUCUAUGUGGGAUGAUUUUAUUUUCUGUUAUAUUAUUUUUUAGAGUAGAAGCCAUGACAACCCUUCUAAAUAAAUGAGACUGUAUGAAAUCAA
Messenger RNA from Siniperca chuatsi (mandarin fish), 1105 nucleotides. RefSeq lists its product as uncharacterized. The transcript has 4 exons. NCBI's taxonomy places the organism in Eukaryota, Metazoa, Chordata, Actinopteri, Centrarchiformes, Sinipercidae. The record is from RefSeq and is a predicted model, not a curated record. Bases 405 to 929 code for a protein of 174 amino acids.